ACUGGAACUUUGGUUAUUGGCUGUUGUGAACUAGUUCGUGAUCUUAUUAUUACUCUUUGUAUAGCAUUUGUUUUUAUGCAUAGGCGUAGCCACAAUCGGCAUUGGGAUAGAAAUUGGAAUAGACAUUGGGAUGACUAUUCUGACGAUAAUUGGGGUAAGGAUUGGCAUGGGUGGCAUCAUAACCAUUCGUUUAAGGGAUCUUACACCCAUUCGGGUACAAACCGUAAAUGGUAUUCGGGUGUAGAAUGGAGAGCAAUUUUCUGUAUUUUAUUGAGUUAUUAUGUGAUUGGUAUUAUAUUCAACGCUACACUAUUGCUUGGUGUUUUUAUGAAAAAACCUACAUUAAUCAAAAUUUAUGUAAUUUCUAAUAUUUCUGCCGUUGUGUUAUUCAGUCUUACAUUUAUAUCGUUAGUAAUUGCAUUUGGUUUAGUAUGUGAAACCUUAUUCCCUCAUCACAAAUGGGGAUUUUUUAUUCUAUGCAUAAUCUGUAAUGGGGGAGAAAUAUGCCUACAAUCAUAUAACGUAUUGGUCGUAAAUAGCUAUCGUUGGCAAAUAAAAGAUGAUCAAGGCACUCAAGUACCACAAUUUGGUUCGAAACCGUCACAAGAUGAUUUACAAUCGCCAAGUAAACAAGAAUAUGAUUCGAAACCACCACCAUAUACUUUGCAAGCGCCAAGCAAACAAGAAUAUGGUUGGUUUAACCGUCAUGGAAAAUCUUAAGUUUUAUUUGAGUACGACUGUGUUCAAUUUAAUUGUAACUGAUGAAAAUAAAGUGUAAUAAUUAUGAUUUUUUGCUGUAAAAUGCCCAAGCCAAGAUUUCAACAGUGUUUUCGGAAUUUUGAAAAAGGGGAUGUAGUUGCCUUAUGUUUACAGCCAUAUUAUAUAGUGGUAAUAAAUAGCUAUCGUUUACAAAUAAAAGAUGAUCGAGUUACUAAAGAGCCACAUUCUGGUUCGAUACCCCCACAAUAUUAUGUGAAACCACCAAGCUACCAAGAAUAUGGUUGGAAAAAGCCUUAAAAUGAUUUGUAAGCUCUAAGAAAACAAGAAUAAGUUUGAUUAGGCCAAUGGAAGCAUUAUCAAUUCAGUACCACUGUGCGCAAUGUAUUAG
Chrysoperla carnea is the source of this 1108-nucleotide messenger RNA. RefSeq lists its product as uncharacterized. The coding region runs from base 784 to 1017 and encodes 77 amino acids. The transcript has 2 exons. NCBI's taxonomy places the organism in Eukaryota, Metazoa, Arthropoda, Insecta, Neuroptera, Chrysopidae. The record is from RefSeq and is a predicted model, not a curated record.